Messenger RNA from Bursaphelenchus xylophilus (pine wood nematode), 4601 nucleotides. The record is from the annotation of a GenBank genome assembly. Lineage: Eukaryota; Metazoa; Nematoda; Chromadorea; Rhabditida; Aphelenchoididae.
AUGGGAGUCCCCGCCUUUUUCCGCUGGUUGUCCAGGAAGUAUCCGAGCAUUGUUGUCAACGCUGUCGAACAAGGAAAGACCAUUGAUGGAACCACUAUUCCUGUCGAUUCCACUCAACCAAAUCCCAAUUUUCAGGUAUGACUGUUUUAUUUACUUUUGCAGUAUUAUUUAAUUCGUUUUUUUCAGGAGUUUGAUAAUUUGUAUUUGGACAUGAAUGGCAUUAUACAUCCAUGCACUCAUCCGGAAGAUAGACCAGCCCCGAAGACUGAGGAUGAGAUGUUUGUCUUAAUUUUCGAGUACAUUGACCGUCUGUUUGCCAUUGUCCGACCCAGAAAGUUGUUGUACAUGGCUAUUGAUGGUGUUGCUCCAAGAGCCAAGAUGAAUCAACAACGAAGUCGUCGAUUCAGGGCAUCGAAAGAAGCGGCUGAAAAGGAAGAGGAGAUCUCCAAUAUCCGAAACAAGUUGAAGGAAGAGGGUAUUCCCUUGCCUCCGGAGAAAGCCAAGGAAGAGAGAUUCGACUCCAAUUGCAUUACUCCUGGCACACCUUUCAUGGCCAGAUUGGCCAUUGCCUUGCGCUAUUAUGUUCAUCUCAGAAUGACCAGUGAUCCCGCUUGGAUGAAUCUGAAGGUAUCCGGUUGUUUUAAAUUUGAAGAAACCCACUGUUUUAUAUUUAUUUCCUCGUUUCAGGUGAUUCUUUCCGACGCGAAUGUGCCUGGAGAAGGCGAGCACAAGAUCAUGGAUUACAUCCGACGCCAGCGCGCCUCCCCUGGCCACGAUCCCAACACCGUGCAUUGUUUGUGUGGUGCUGACGCUGAUCUGAUUAUGCUUGGGCUGGCCACUCACGAGGUCAACUUUAACAUCUUAAGAGAAGAAUUCGUUCCGAAUCAACCAAGACCCUGUGAAUUGUGUCAUGGUUAUGGACACGAAUUGAAGAAUUGUCAGGGAUUAUUGUCAGUUCAGAACAAGGACGACGAACCCAUUGUGAAACACACGAAUUUUAUUUUCAUUCGGCUCCCAGUGUUGAGAGAAUAUCUGGCGAAGGAUCUGGAGAUUCCUGGGCUACCAUUUCCGUAUGAUCUUGAGCGAGCCAUCGACGACUGGGUAUGAUUUUGAUUUGAUUGGUUUGGAUCGAUAUUAUUUUUCAGGUAUUUAUGUGCUUCUUCGUGGGUAAUGAUUUCCUGCCUCAUCUCCCGUCUCUUGAGAUUAGAGAAGGCGCAAUUGAUCGUUUGAUUAGAUUGUACAAGGAUAUGGUGGUGCAACAAAAGGGAUGGCUCACAGAGAAUGGAGAGGUUUCGACAGAAAGAGUUGAGAUUAUGAUGAAAGGACUGGGGAAGGCUGAGGAUGAUAUCUUCAGGAACAGACAGGAGAGUGAACUCAGAUUCAGAGCCAAUCAGAAACGGCGAAAACUUCAAGAGAAGAGUCGUCAGAAGCCGGCGUUUCUCCCUCCAUCUCAAUCCAUUAUUGCUCCGCAUGCUCCGAAUGAGAAGAUGCCUUAUGUGUCCGGUGCUGAAGCUCGAGCUCAGAUGGCCGAUCAACGCAGGGCGGCUAUGAAACAUGAGGAAGCUGAACGUGGAUUGGCUGCCCUUCUGAGGCCAGUCAAACGGAAAGACGACGAUCCCGAGCUCCCCGUCCCUCCAGCGAAGGUGAGUUGAACAACGGCACUUGACCUCGUUUGUUUGGUGAUGGUUGAUGUGAUGUUUUGGCCCUUGGCUUUGUGUGAUUUGUUUUGGUUGCUACUUCCGCCUUAGUUUUUGUUGAGUUUGUUGGUUAGGUGUUUCAAAACGACAUUAUCCUUGCACUGAUCAGUUUCCUAAUUUGCAAUUAAGAAUCAUAAUUGCUGCGUAGCGGGUUAAAGAAUCGCUUCUUCACGUCGAUCAGCCCCGGACUCGGGUCUGGUGCCGUCGAAAGACGCCCCAACUAACCGUCCUAAUUUUUAGUCUUUUAAGGCCACUGCCGACGAUACUGUGAAGGAUGGACAGUGGCGGGAAAUUAAGAGAAAGGCCCAUGAUUCGGAAGACUCGGAUCAGGAACCAGAGGAUAAUAUAAGACUCUGGGAAGACGGAUGGAAGGACAGAUAUUACAAACAGAAGUUUGGAGUCGCUGAAAGUGACAUCACCUUCCGGAGAAAGGUCGCUUGGGCCUACACCGAAGGCCUGUGCUGGGUCUUGAAGUAUUAUUACCAGGUAUGGAAAUAAGUUAUUUAAUUAAUUUUUUUGGGUUUAGGGUUGUGUUAGCUGGAAUUGGUACUAUCCCUACCAUUAUGCUCCAUUUGCCUCUGACUUUGACAACAUUUCUGAGUACAAACCAGAUUUCUCGAAGCCGACCGUCCCCUUCAAUCCACUUGAACAGUUGAUGGGUGUAUUCCCCGCUGCUUCUGGAGCUCAUAUCCCAGAAUGUUGGAGAAAGCUGAUGACUUCCAAAACCUCUCCCAUUGUGGACUUUUAUCCCCUCGACUUCAAAAUUGAUUUGAAUGGAAAGAAGUUUGCUUGGCAAGGAGUGGCUUUAUUGCCGUUUGUGGAUGAGAAGUUGUUGUUGGAAACUUUGAAGGAUGUAGGUUUUUUAUAAUAUCUCAAAGUAGGCUGUUUAGUAUUACCAUGAACUUUCCGAAGAAGAGAAAGCGAGAAAUGUGAGAGGAUCGGACAGGUUAUUCAUCGGAGCCAGACAUCAGUUAUAUGGGUUCUUGAAGUCGAUAUUUGAUGAGGGAAAAGAAGGUAUUAACACUGAAAAUUGGGUGGCCAUAAAGCCGGAAACCGCCGAAGGAAUGUCUGGAGAAGUCAGAUAUGAUCCUACCGCUGUCGCUCCAGGCGCUGUUUAUGAAUCCCACUUCAAUUGUGAUGCUUAUAUCGACAUAAAGGUAGGAUUUAACAAGGGAAGUACCCCAAGUGCGACGCUCAGAUUUUCUUUAAAUUUUGCACACACGUCGGGAAUAGACUAAAUAUCAAUUCCUGAAAGUUUUAGCUCGCGCUUUGCAGGAGCCGCCGAGAUAUCGGACGAUUUAUGCCGCCGAGAGAGCACGCUAAACGUGGAGAGCGGUCAGAGAGAAAAGCGCUUUUUGGCCAUAACUUUGGCAGUUUUGUGCGGAAAAAUUUGAUUUUUUGUAGAAACAUUAUCCUUUACGGUAGAAAUAGGCACGAAACUUUUCGUGCCGAAAUUCAGCAAAAAGUACUAAAUUUUCGCCGACUUUCAGUCUAAAAAUCUCCGUCGUUUCUGCAAAGCGCGAGCUAGAAUUCUCGCAUAUAUCUUAGAAAAAAUUAUUCUAAAUUUGUGCCAAGUUUCAUCAAAAUCUGAGCGUCGCACUUGGGGUACUUCCCCUGUAAGUUUAAUUCUAAUCUUAGCGGGUUCAUUAAGUAUUGAAUUUUUCGGCGAAAAAGUUUAACGAAAUUUUAUUUCUUUCAAAAUUGGGAGGAUAUUAUAUGUCAGAAAUUCUUGCGUACAGGGUAGUUAACCCGGAGCUUCCUUACGAGUCUACGUCACGGAGGCACUGACCUUUGAUAUCUUCGUUCCAAAUUUUGGAGCCCAAAAGCGGUGAAAUGUAAAAUUUUUGCAAUGAUUUUAAAUUGGGUUUCUCGAACGUACUAAAUACGAUUAUGAUAUUUGGGGUUCACAUUAGCGACCCUCAUUUUUUUAGAAGUUUUGCAAGAAGACAAUGCCCACCAAAACCGAACUGGUGGGUGUUGAGCCAUAAGUAAAAGUCGUUUUAAAGCAUAUACGAAAGGCUAUAUAUAGCUGUAUCAAUCGCUUUAAAUAUCUUGUUCAUUCUAGGCCAACAAUUGUUUGAUGGUCGCUUUCCGUGAUCCUCAAUUCCCGAAGGGAUAUAUCUUCCCAGCUACACGAUUGGAAGGUGCAGUUACCCCCGAAGCAACCCUGAAACCAGAAGAUUGGAAUACGAGAAGACAAGGAGAUUACCGUCCCAACACUGGAUUCACGAGACAUCGCCCUCAGGCACAACUCUCUGACUCUGGCCACAGAAUGGUUCGCCAUGAAAUUAGAGAUAACAGGGUUAGUAACAUUACCGAGUAAACCAGUAGUCCGUGAUUGUUGUAUUUGCUUUUCAUAUUCCCCUCUUCGCUGUUGUAUCUUGUCUUGAUCUCAUGGGUGCGAUGGCCUUAGUUUAACUCGACUUUUAUCCUUCUUGAUCGUCCUUCAUAUUGUCAUGUCCUCACUGGUAUAAUAGGCGAAGUAUUUAUCCUUCCUAAUUUCAGCAGAACCGACCUUAUCAAAGGAAUGACAAUAAUAAUUAUGGCGGACGGAAUGACAGAUAUGACAGCAGAAAUGACCGCCGUGAUAAUAGAAACGCCCGGCCUUAUGGGCAACCCCCACCUAAUGCAUGGCAACAAGGCCCCCCUCCACAGCCUCCCUAUCAUCGGGGUCCCCCGCCAGCACCUCCUAUGAGUUUCAGCCAACAGGCCAUUUAUGGAGCUGCCUCUUAUUUCCCUGCCGCCCCCACGCCUCCACAAUUACAACAGCCCCAAGGGUAUGUCGGAUCCUUCUCAAAUCCACCGCCUCAACGGCAGAAUCGGCGCGGACCUCCGCCCAAUCAAAACAUUUACGGACAGGCCGAUCAACAACCUUAUGGUGGAUAUAAUGGGUUCUUUGGAUGA